AUGUUUCAACCCAUACGUACGUAUAACCUAGCUCCCUUUUCGGAGCUGCGAGUAGUGACUGAAAACUUUCACUCGUCGAUUCCUAUCCUUCCUUCCAUAACAGUAACCUAUGAGAAGGGCACUGCCGAAAUAUUCGGGAAGGAAUUGGUGCCAGGAGUCGAGUUGGAGCUGGGAGAAGGCGAAAAGUUGGCGAUAUUUACGUGGGUAGGAUGCUCUAUACAGAUCAAGGGAGUCGUACAGCAAGAAUACGAGGCCCCUGACAACUCGAUGAAGGAAUACUUGAAUGUAACAAGUGCCCUGGACGCAGAGAGAGAGUCAGCAUGUUUGAAGAAUAAGCAAGGACCAAGGGUCCUGGUAACCGGCUCCCCGUCCAGUGGGAAAUCAUCCUUUUGUAUGAUAUUGUGUAACUAUGCAUUCAGAAGCGGCUGGACGCCAGUUUUCGUGGAGGCAGACCCUAGAGGUUCAACGGAUAAGAGGCCAAUUAGAUUUCACCCAGGGACAGUAGGAGCGACCGUCAUAACGGACAUGGACGACGUAAUGCCAAAAAAUCCACUAGUGUACUUUUACGGCUAUUCGUACUCUAACGAUAACGAGUGCCUAUACAACCACGUGAGUUGGAAUAUGGAUUUAACGACCGCUUCAGUGGAGCUCAUGUUAGAGGAGAAUCUGAGGAAUCAGCCUCAAAAUCGCAGAACUGACGAAGUAAACGACAUUGGAAUGAUCAUCAACGCACCCUAUCAAGCCAGCAAGGAAACCAUAACGAGACUGGCGGAUAUUUUUAAGAUAACGAUGAUAAUAGUUAUCGACAGUCCAUCGAUACACCAGGAUUUAAUAAAGUACUACUCGCUCAGUAAGAAUAUAAUGGAUCCAGUGGCGACGUCCUACAUCACUAACCUGGCAUUCAACCAACCCACAAAUCAAACUGAGCAGGCGGAGGAACCGAAAAGCACGGAGAGCAAAAACGGCGGCCGGAGCGAGGAGAAGAGUGAAAUGUUGGUCUUAUCAUCCUCGAAGCUGGAAGGAGUUGUGGCCGUGGACCAUAAUAGACUGAAAUAUAUCAACUACAUUAAUUGGGCUAACUAUUUUGAAAUCGGCUCGUUGGGGAAGAUGCACAUAAUCAAAUUUAAUAUGAACCAGGUCAAUUUUGUGUUCAUUGAAACCAUAGAGCCGUUGUCCAGAGAUGCUCUGCCGACAGAUGAGGAGUACGUUGCGCGGCACAAGGAGUUGUAUUGCAACACCUGGAGCGGGGACCCUUUAUCGCUGACGAAUCUCGUCGUGUCGGUGCCUUCCACUCAGGAUGCGAAGCUGGUGCCUUACUCGAACAUCCUGGGAUUCUUCCACGUUCGAUCAGAGGAAUCUCGUGAGGACGAGGUUGAGCCGGCUUAUCACCUCGAGGUCUGUUGCCAGACCAUAUACUCUCCAACUUCACUGCCGAGUCACCUGGUUGUGCCCGGUGACUUUAAGACUAUGAAAUUCGCCCAGUUUUGA
Messenger RNA from Theileria orientalis strain Shintoku, 1488 nucleotides. RefSeq lists its product as hypothetical. Lineage: Eukaryota; Apicomplexa; Aconoidasida; Piroplasmida; Theileriidae. The transcript has 11 exons. Gene Ontology annotation, cellular component: nucleus. The record is from RefSeq and is a predicted model, not a curated record. Gene Ontology annotation, molecular function: polynucleotide 5'-hydroxyl-kinase activity. Gene Ontology annotation, biological process: cleavage in ITS2 between 5.8S rRNA and LSU-rRNA of tricistronic rRNA transcript (SSU-rRNA, 5.8S rRNA, LSU-rRNA). Bases 1 to 1488 code for a protein of 495 amino acids.